AUGCUGUCUCCGUCGUUCGCUCGCGGUAAAUCUAAAUCUGCAUGGUCCAAAAAGGACGAUGUUCGCUUGUGCCGCUCCUUUGUGCUCGCCACACAGGGCGGCGAGGGCACUGAGCAGGUCAAACACAUGUGGACUCGCGUGCAAACGCACUAUGCGGCGCUGGCCGCAGAAGAGAACCCUGUAGCUGUGCCACGAGCUGGGGGCGCGCUUCAGACCCAUUGGUCGUCCUUCAUUCGACCGGAAACAUCUUUUUUCAUGUCGCUUCUUCUAAAGGUGGAGUCAGAAAAACACGACGGUUGGAAAAAAGAAGAUUACAUCGAGGAGACGCUGACCCGCUUUGAGACGAUCCGAAAGGCUGAAGAAGCUGAGACGAUACGUGCCUAUGAUGAGGCCAAGCAGCAAGCCUUGCUGCGGAAGGCGGACCUGCCAAGCAAGCCUCGUAUGAAAGUGACCAAAUUCCGCUAUGUUCAUUGCGUCUCGAUAUUGAAAACAAGCAAGCGCUUUAUGCACGCUGUCAUGCUGGAAAGGAUACCACAACUAAAGCCGAAUCCCGCUCGAAAGCGCCAACGUCGCUCGAAGCAUUCUUGUGAUGCUGAGAACGCUGUCGAAGCAACAAAAGAUUGUGAUGAAAGUUCGGAUUGGCACGGUAAGUCCCCUACGCAGCACAAGCCGCCGCUGAAGCACGGCAAGGAUAGCGACGCAUCGUCUGGUGCUUCAAGUUUGGCUCCCGACUCGUCUUCUUCAAACAUACCUCGUGGCGAAUCCAAUGGCGAAAAGACGUCCGUGGCUGAUGUACAAGAUGUUGCAGCUGCAGCACCGACACCGUCCUUAGCAUCAUCUGAUGUACGAGGGUUUGGCAUACCUCGUGUCGAUGACGGCAGAACCUCGUCGGCCGAAGCAUCGAUGCUCCGAUCACAGCGCACACAGCAGAAGGCCAACUACCGUCUCAAGCUCCUCACAGAGCUGCGAGGUAUCGUGGAAACCAUGUCACACCUCGCCAAUCAGAUCGCGAAUGGGACGGCCGAACCGAUACGCAUGCCAGCUGGCAGCCGCUUGGAUCCGACACUGGCGGAGGAGGUGCAACAAGAUCUGCACUUCUUCCGAGAGCAGAAAUAUCGUUUGAAGCAAGAGCUGGAGGCGCUCGAUGACAUAGGAGGUCGAACACGUGUUGGUAGUUAA
Messenger RNA from Peronospora matthiolae, 1179 nucleotides. Lineage: Eukaryota; Oomycota; Peronosporomycetes; Peronosporales; Peronosporaceae. The record is from the annotation of a GenBank genome assembly.